UUCCAACACAAGAAAAACAACUUAAAUUAAGGUUGCUUCUCAUCAUUCUCCAACUUUCUUCUUCUUCUUCUUCUUCUUCUUCUUCUUCUUCUUCUUCCUGCUAAUAUUUGAUUGAAUUAAAAGCUGGGUGUUUCGAAAUUAAGCUGCUCACCUCAAUCAUGUUUUGGUGCUUCGAACAACCACGAGUGUUUGAUGCCAUGUCGAUUGUGGAGCUUCUUGUUCAUAUGGAUUGCGAAGGAUGCGAAAAGAGGAUAAGAAGAGCGAUUUCUAAAUUGGAUGGGAUUGAUAGCUUGGAUAUAGACAUGGAUAAGCAGAAGGUGACGGUGACAGGAUACGUAGACCAGAGAGAUGUUCUUAAGGCAGUUAGACGCACCGGAAGAAAGGCAGAGUUUUGGCCAUAUCCAUAUGAUGCAGAGUACUAUCCAUUUGCAUCGCAAUAUUUGGACGAGUCAACAUUCCAAACCACAUAUAACUAUUAUCAGCAUGGUCACAAUGAAAGCAUGCAUGGCUACUACCCUGAGCUUCCAUACUCCACAAUCAUCGAUGAUCAUACAGCUACCUUGUUCAGUGAUGACAAUGUUCACGCUUGCACAAUCAUGUGAUCGGUGGAACACAUUGCAUGUUUAGAUCUAGGCCUAAUUAUUUGUUUGCACUAAUGCAAUUGCAUUUGCCUUGUUUGCAUGCGGCUUGGAUGCAUCAAGCAAAGUGAAAGCUAAAGUUAAUUACGUUGGACCAAAAUUUGCUUUCUUCACUAGUAUUGCACUCUCAUGCAUUUGUUCUAGUACUGUAAAUGAAAUUGCAGUGGAUUUCAUCAACACAAGAUGACCGUAAUAAGUUGACGAGAUGGCUGGGUUCCAAAAUUGCUUUUUUUAAUUAUA
Messenger RNA from Nelumbo nucifera (sacred lotus), 878 nucleotides. RefSeq names its product Heavy metal transport/detoxification superfamily protein. Gene Ontology annotation, molecular function: metal ion binding. The record is from RefSeq and is a predicted model, not a curated record. Lineage: Eukaryota; Viridiplantae; Streptophyta; Magnoliopsida; Proteales; Nelumbonaceae.